CUUCCCCGCAGUUAUCGAAAUCACAUGAAAUGCAUUGUAACCAGAGAAUACAAAAAACACUAGAAAUCAAAACAACGAUUUAGAGAAAACGAAGAAGACGCUAAAUAAAGGUUAAAAGUGAGGAAGGGAUAUUAGCAGACGCGAAAAACGAAAGAAGUUAAAAAACACCAAAAGACAAGAAAAUUGUGCGAAAAAGUAAAUUGACGGCGUGCUGUGGAAAAUUGCAGGAAAAAUAAUUGCAGUAGGAAAAGAAAUGAGUGCAAUGGCGGAUGGUAAUAAUGAAUCAAGUGGCGAAAGUGGUAGCGUCACUGCCGGUAGCAUUACAAUAAGAGCACCAGCGGAGCACUCAAUUCGAAUCAAUAAAUGGCGCGUUCGCGAAGGUUUCCCCAUAACAUCCUCCCAAGUGAUUUUGUUGUAUGAAAUCACAAGCAGCGGUAAUGGCUCGACAGCUUCAUCUACAAAAACUGUAGCGGCAUCGGUAGUUUCAGUUGAUAAUACUUUACACAAAUUGAAAGCGAAUCGUGUAGGCGUGGUAAAGAAACGCUUGUACAAGGAGGGUCAGUUAGUACCGCGGGGAGCGACGCUUUUGGAAUUGGCCGAGUGCGCCCAUACGACAGUGAUAAAAGACAUGUGUGCUGAUUGCGGUGCGGAUUUGCGCCAAAACGAAAAUGGAAAUACGUCGGAAGCAUCUGUACCGAUGGUGCACUCUAUCCCUGAUCUUAAAGUAACACAAAAGCUUGCACAAAAACUGGGCCAUGAUGAUACACGCCGUUUGCUUCAAGACCGGAAACUAGUACUCCUGGUCGACUUAGAUCAAACGGUGAUACACACAACUAACGAUAACGUUCCGAACAAUAUUAAAGGCAUUUAUCACUUUCAACUCUACGGGCCGCACUCUCCUUGGUACCACACUCGCCUGCGUCCCGGUACCCCGCUUUUUCUUGAUCGAAUGUCAAAGUUUUAUGAACUACAUAUUUGCACUUUUGGCGCGCGCAAUUACGCACACAUGAUUGCACAAUUACUUGAUCCGGAAGGGAAAUAUUUUUCACAUCGUAUUCUCUCCCGUGAUGAAUGUUUUAAUGCUACAAGUAAAACUGAUAAUUUAAAAGCUCUUUUUCCUAAUGGUGAUUCUAUGGUUUGCAUAAUUGACGAUCGUGAAGAUGUGUGGAAUAUGGCAUCCAAUUUAAUUCAAGUCAAGCCCUAUCACUUCUUCCAACAUACAGGUGACAUAAAUGCACCACCUGGUUUAUCCAAACAUGAAUUGGACGGCGAGGGUCUUGAUUUUAAAGAUUUAAAAAACCUAACAACUGACACGAAUAAGGCGGAUACAACAGAUGGAGAGUGCAAAGAAAAGGUUGCAGAAUCAGAGUCCUCUGACGGUAUUUCAGAGCGAUCGGAAACGGACACAGAGUGUAAAAGAGACGAUACUAUUGUUGAUGUCGUUAAAAACGAUACUAUAUCCAAUACAGAAGCGACAACAACCGUUGAACCAUCAAUAAAUAUUGCAAAAAAUGAAAUCGAAGUCGAAGCAAAAGAUGUUGCUAGUGACACCCCCGAUUCGAAUGAAAAAAUAAUUUCAAUAUCUGACGAAAAAUAUGAAAGUAAUUCUGAGAACGCGGCAGUACAAAUGGAAACUGAAAUAGAAACAACACCCAAAAUAAAACUACCCUCUGAUCCACUUCAACAAAUUGAAAUCGAAGAUCCUGAUGAUUAUCUUAUGUAUCUAGAAGAAAUUCUUAAAAAUAUACAUUCGCGUUUUUAUGCUAUUUAUGAUGAAACUCAGGAAAUACCCGAUUUGAAGAUUAUUGUUCCAAAAAUUCGUUCCGAAGUAUUACGUGGAAAGACUUUAGUGUUUUCGGGGCUAGUGCCCACGAAUAUGCAAUUAGAGCAGUCCCGUGCUUAUUUCAUCGCGAAAAGUUUGGGUGCAAACGUGUCACAAAGUAUUGGACUAGAAACGACACACCUUGUCGCCGUAAACUCUGGUACAUUCAAGGUGAAUGCUGCCAAAAAGAAUCCGAAAAUUAAGGUUGUCAAUGCAAGCUGGUUAUGGACAUCUGCCGAACGCUGGGAGCAUGUGGACGAGAGACUCUUUCCUUUGGAUCGCAAAACCAAAAGUAGACAACGAAAGCCGCCCGCACAUUGCCAUAGUCCAGAGCAUGUUGUUAAUUACAGUGACAAGUCGGAGAUAUCACCGUCAAGUAGCGCACAGCAACAGCAGGCUAAAGCGCCUGAAAAAUUUAUAGACACAAUCAAUCCCCUAUUGUCGUUUUCAAAUGCAGAUUUAGCAGAUAUGAAUAAAGAGUUUGAUCAGUUUUUUGAAUCAGAUUCAUCCAGUGAGGAUGAACACGUUAAUAUUGAAAAUCCACCUGUAGACAAGACAUUGCGUAAACGAAGACGUGAGGAAAAAGAACAAGAUCGCACACGGGAAUUCUUCACACGUGCAUCGGAUUUAAUUAUACGUUCAGGAACCAACGAGGAUGCAGAUAAGAGUUCAGAAGGGGAAGACAAUGAUGACGAUGAUGAGUCACCAAGUGCAAAAUUUCGAAGAGGUGAGAAAUUACCAUCUGACAUAGAAAUGGGGACAGAUUCUGAUGAUGGGAGUCAUGGCAAUGAAGAUAGUGGGGAUGAUGGCGAAUGGAAUAUGAUGGGUGCUGCGCUGGAACGUGAAUUUCUUGGACUAGAUGAUUAGCUUUUAUUGUUUUAAUUUAGAAAAAAUUAAGGUCAGUACGCUUAUAAAGCUUUUAAAUUACAAAGAUGUGUGCCCUACGCAUAUGUAUAAGUAUAUAAAUGCAGGCAUAGACUGUUGUAAACUAAAUUGAAAGCAAUUUUAAAUGAAUAAACAUUAAGGUGGACCCGCAA
This is a messenger RNA of Anastrepha obliqua, 2859 nucleotides long. It is a transcript of the gene Fcp1, whose product is annotated as RNA polymerase II subunit A C-terminal domain phosphatase. The record is from RefSeq and is a predicted model, not a curated record. The transcript has 10 exons. Lineage: Eukaryota; Metazoa; Arthropoda; Insecta; Diptera; Tephritidae. Gene Ontology annotation, molecular function: RNA polymerase II CTD heptapeptide repeat phosphatase activity. Gene Ontology annotation, cellular component: nucleus. Bases 254 to 2689 code for a protein of 811 amino acids.